CCCCCUUCCAUUUGUGAAAUUUCUCUCGGAGAGGGCUCAGAUUUGUUUUGUUUGGGGGAGAUUUUUGUUUUUUGUUUUUUUGUUUUUGGAGGCAAUGGGGUUAAGUGACUUUCCCAGGGUCACGAAGUUACUAAGUGCCUGGGGUCAUAUUUGAACUCAGAUCCUCCUGACUCCAGGGCUGGUGCUUUAGCUAUUUCCACCUAACUUUCCCAAGGCUCAGAUUUAGAAAUGCUUAUAAACUUACUUACACUAAGAUUCAAAUGGUUGAUAGUUUUAAAAAUAUUGUCUCCCACUUUUUUUUACAUUUAAUGGUAGCCAAAGACAACCCACAUUCAAUUCAAUUCAACAUAUUAAGCAGCUACUAUAUUCUGUGCUCUGUACUGGGCAUAUAAAGAUAAAAAACAAAACCCCAAACCUGCCCUCAGGGGGUUUACAAUCUAACACUGGAGUACAAUACGUGUACAAGUAUGAUACAAGGGGCAAAGGAAGGAGAAAACACUUCCAGGGCUAAGGUUUCCUGAUUGAAAAGUAGUAUGUGCAGGGGAGGCACAUGAAAUAUGGCUGAAAAAGUUGGGUGAAGCCUGCUUGAAGAGGGGCUUCUGUGACAGGCAGAGGAGUCUAUAGUUUUAUCCUAGAAGCAAAAGGAAAUCAUUAAAAGUUUCUGAGCAGGAGAAUGCUGUGGUAGGACCCAGGCAGAGGCAUAUGAGCAUGGGAUGGCUCACAGAGGGCUGAGAUUGGAAACAAAGAUACCCAUUAAGAAAUUUGUGAUGGUGCCUUUGAGAAGAGAUAGAGGCCUGAAGUGACUUCCCCGGUGAGAGUAUGGGGGAAGAGUUAAUUCAAUUCAAUCAACAUUUACUGAAUGCCUACUGUGAGCAAGGUCCUACACCAUGUGUGGAAUUGAUUACUCCUCUCUAAAUUAUCUUCACAAAGGAAAGCUACCUUAAUGACAAAUUAUAUUUCCAUAGCCCUUUGAGCUUGCUAGGGUGAUUAUCAUCCCCAUUUGGCAGAAGAGGAAACUGAGGCAAACAUAAUAAUAACCAAGAGCAUUUAUAUAACCACUUUAAGGUUUGUAAAGAGCUUUGCACAUGUAAUCCCAUUUGAUUAAAGAGAAGGGAGGUCACUUUGUCCAGAGUCAGGAUGCUAGGAAGUGGCAGAGCUAGAAUUCCUACCUUAAUUAACAACUCAUUUAUACAGUACUUUAAUAAUAGCUGAUAUUUCUAUGGUACUUUUGAGGCCUGCAAAAUGCUUUACAUCUGUUAUCUCAUUUGAUCUUCACGGCCAUCUUAAAAAUUAUUUGCAAAUUAGAGACUAGGAAAACUGACAUUUAGAAAGAUUAAGUAACCUAUAAAUGAUCACACAACUGGCAAAUUACAGGUAAGGAUUUGAACCCAGGUCUAACACCACUUCCAUUGUAUCAUGGUGUCUGGUAAGUGUGUAGAAGUCAAUCAGAGCUGUCCUACAGUUUCAAGGAAAAGGAGUUAUUUGAAGGGUAGGUACCAUACUGUACCUAGGUAUUUCUAUUUCUUCACAUUUUCCUCUAAAUUGUGUAACUUAAUUUUUUUUUAGUAAUUAGAGAUUAGGUAAAUAAUUGUGCUUUAGCUACAAAAAUAGCAUUCUUUAUUAAACUACCAGCAAAAUCUCAUCCUUGGUCAUCCCCAUUAGGAUGACACCAAGCUUGGCCAGUUGACCCACAUGUGGUUUGGGCAGUGGGAUUUGAAAUGUUUAAGACUUACACAGCACUUUUCUUACAAUAAUCCUAUUGGAUAGAUAGGGUAAGCAUUAUGAUAUCCAUUUUACAGAUGAGAAAGUUAAAGUUCAGAGAGGUAAAGUGAUUUCUCCAAGGUCACAGUAGAAUUUCAGCUGGGGCUCCCACCCAGCUCUCUUGCCUCCCAACACCAGCAUGCUUACUUCAGUACCUGACCUUUUCUAUCUCAUAUUAUCCCCCAUGGAACUGGACUACUUACCAUCCCCCAUAUUUCCCACACACUUUCUUGCCUUUAUGAUUCUGCUGCUCAUGAUAUUCCUUAAACAUGGAAGGCUCCCUUUGAAUCUCUACACAUCUCUUUUUUUGGGGGGGGGCAAUGAGGGUUAAGUGACUUGCCCAGGGUCACAUAGCUAGUAAGUGUAAAAUGUUUGAGGCUGAAUUUGAACUCAGGUCCUCCUAAAUCUAGGGCUGGUGCUUUAUCCACUGUGCCACCUAGCUGCUCUCCAAUUCUAGUACUACCAGCAAAGCCCCACUUGGCAAAAUGGAUAGAGUAGUAGACCUGGAGUAGGGAAGACCAAGGUUUGAAUCCUACCUCAGCCGUUUAUUGACCCCAGGCAAGUCACACCCAUCUGCCUCAGUUUCCUCAUUUGGAAAAUGAGGAUAACAACACCUACUUCAUGGGUUAUGAGUCAAAUAAGAAAAUAGAUGUAAAGCAUCUUACAAUCCUUCUAGUGCUAUAUAAAUGUUAGUGAUCAUUUUCCCCCAGGAAGCCUCUCCUAGACACUUACCUCUUCUGUUUCUCCCCUCCCCCACAACCUGGUAUUUUACCCCCUCUCUAAUGCACUUUUUUUUUUUUAGUGAGGCAAUUGGGGUUAAGUGACUUGCCCAGGGUCACACAGCUAGUAAGUGUUAAGUGUCUGAGGCUGGAUUUGAACUCAGGUACUCCUGACUUCAGGGCCGGUGCUUUAUCCACUGCACCACCUAGCCGCCCCUCUAAUACACUUUUGUAUUACUGUGUCCUAGUUAGUUAUCAAGAUAUCUUAGCUCUGCUGGCAGGCUCAUGGACAGAAAUGGAAGGGUUUCUAAUCAGAAUCCAACACCCUCAUUUUAGAGAUGAAAACUCAGAGGCCCAGGGAGUCCAAGUUACCUACCCAAGGUCAUACAGCUAGUAAAAGUGGCAGGGUUAGGGUUUUCCAUGAGUUCCACAAGAACACAGAUGCCUCAUAAAGGCAGGUAAGUGCUUCAGGACUUGGAGUCCUUUAGACCAGAGUUAAAAUCUACCUCAGAGGGGGUUGAGAGCAGUACCUACCUUACAGGGUUGUUCUAAGGAUCAAAUGAGUUAAUACAUAUAAAGCACUCUGCAAACCUUAACACUCUAGAAAGGCUGGCUAUUAUUAGCUACAUUUUGCUUCUCCCAUAAUGCUUGGCAAACAGAGGCCUGCUCAAUGUUUGUUAAAUUUCUAUCCCCCCCUUAUUAUGCACGUGACUGCACAGAGUAGGCACUUGUUAAGUGUUUUCUUUUUUCUUUUUUGCGGGGCAAUGGGGGUUAAGUGACUUGCCCAGGGUCACACAGCUAGUAAGUGUCAAGUGUCUGAGGCCGGAUUUGAACUCAGGUACUCCUGAAUCCAGGGCCGGUGCUUUAUCCACUGCGUCACCUAGCCGCCCCUAAGUGUUUUCUGAAACAAUGAAAGGCCCCCUUUUCAGGAAGUUCUGUUACUCCGAUAUCUAGUAUCUCAAACUCAGCUAAGAAAUGCCUAGUUUAGUCCCUAACGUGAGCUGCCUUCAUGAGUCUACAAGGACCACCGGGAAUUGGACUGCACACAAAUGGGUGUCUCUGAAAUGUCUAUAUUUGAAAAAGUCUAAGUGGCUCACAGAUGCUUCCCUCCUCCCCUGUGAUACAAAAUGAAAUUUUAGUACAAACCCAGACUAAAUUGUUCCAAGUGUUGAAUGAAUGAAGCUCCCAUUCCUAGAGUUACUGCUGUUCCUUUAAGCAUAAGAUCAUAGCUUGAGACCUGGAAAGGGAUCUUAAAGGUCAUUCAUUCCAACCCCUUCAUUUUAUUGAUGGGGAAACCGAGAUCUAAAGAAGUCAUUUUUCCCCAGGUGGGAAGUAGCAGAGCUGGGACUUAACCCCAAGAACUCUCCAGGGCUUUUCCCACCAUCAACCUUUGCCAAUCAUGCCCAACUCUCCAACCCUAUAAUUAUGAAUUGCUCUUUCUGUCCCCUGAAAUGGGCAUUAAGGCAUAGAUAGAUAGUGAGACAUAGGGCAGAUCCUCUCUUGCCAGAUCUGGGGUCAAAGCCAGAUGCGUAACACUGAAUCCUAGCUCUUUAAGCCACCUAAGAAAUCAUCUCGCCUAACUCUGAUUUUACAGGUGACAGAAACUGAGGCCCCAAGAAGGAAGGCCAAUUGCCCAAAGGUCAGCACAAUCUGUUAGGGAAGGGGGCCCAGCUCUCCUGACUCCAAGGCCAGGCUUCUUUCCAGGGGAACACGAUACCAUUGACCUCCUCCCAAAUUCCUCAUAACUGGCCACCAUUUAAUGGGGAGUGGAGUCCUGGGUUUUAUUUAUGACUCCCCCAUUCUAUUAGCUUCUGUGAGAUGCUGAACAAGUCACAUCCCUCUGGGUUUGGUUUCCUCAUCUGAAAAAUUAUAAGGGGAUCACUCAGCUUUGACAUGCUUUUUUUGGGGGGGGGGAGGCAAUUGGGGUUAAGUGACUUGCCCAGGGUCACACAGCUAGUGUUAAGUGUCUGAGGCCGAAUUUGAACUCAGGUCCUCCUGACUCCAGGGCCGGUGCUCUACCCACUGUACCACCUAGCUGCCCCAGCUCUGACAUUCUAAGUUCCAAGAACCUUUCAAAUGCCAAAAUUCUCUUUUCUAAAGUGUUUUCUAUUUCUGGCAUUGUAUGACCCUGCAGUUCCUCAAUGGGACCCAUGGACACCUCCCCCCUUCAGUCCUAGUGAAAAAAAAGCCUAGGCCUCCUUAUUCUUACAAAUCAGCCCUGCAUUGAGCAGCAGCAGGAGUCCUACUUCCCACUAGACUUGCUCUAAGACCUUGAACGACUUUCCCCUUCAGAAUGUCUGUUACAUCUUUAACAGAAAGGCACUGUGCUAGGCUAGGUGGCCUCUACCCCAUCUCCCAUUUCUACACUCCAGGUGAAGGAUCUAGCUUUGGGCCCAUCACUUCCUCUUUCUGGGUCUUGAUAUCCGGAGGACCUGUCAGGCUUCCUUAGCAGCCCUGGUUCCUAGCUAGGAGCACUGUUCUUACAGCCUGUCUCCUUUCUUCCUUGCUAAAUUAUUUUAAACCUUCCGGUGAUAAGGCACUAGCCUCCUACAGCCUUCAAUCUAGGAAGCUGGGGUGGGGUGGGGGGAAGGUAAUAGGUUGUUGCGGCCUUGAAUUGGCAUCCCCUUUGCUCUCUAGCCCUUGGUUUUCUCAUCUGUAAGAUGAUAAGCUGGUGCUAGAUGAUGCUCACAGAACAUUCUCGGUUCAAAGCUCAAAGGCCUCCGCUUAUGACGUUCUGAGCUACAGUCCCUUUAAAUCUCCUUUCUUCACAGAGGCUCCCCCCUCCCCAGUUGGGAUGUUGCUAUAGUGAAUCUCCUUGGCAAUGACCCUAACGGGGGGGGGGGGGAGAGACCCGGGGACGCAUGCUCUGUGCCGGCUGGAGGGAUUCCGCCCCGAGCUGGGGGUCCCCAAACAAAGGUGCUGGAAGGGCGAGGCUGCGUGGGCAUUGUCGGGCACGGAGCUUAGACACAUCUGCAGGAAAGGCGGCCGCGGCACAGUCGCACCCCCAUCCAUCUCUCUCCGAUCCUUUCCUGGGGUUGCUGGGCCGCGCGCAGCCAAGCGCACAACCUGCGGGCCGGACACUCGCUAUGGCCGCUCGGCCUGCCGCCGGGGCCCGGGGCUCGAUGCUGCUCCCGCUCCUGCUGCUGCUGCUCGUCGCACCAGGGCUUCUGACGGCCGAGCCCUCUUCAGGAAGUGUCAUCCCAGCUGAAAGCCGACCUUGUGUAGAUUGCCAUGCUUUUGAGUUCAUGCAGCGAGCCCUGCAGGACCUGAAGAAGACUGCCUACAACCUGGACACAAGGACAGAGACCCUCCUCCUACAGGCCGAAAGAAGAGCCCUGUGUGAAUGCUGGCCGGCGGUGUCCUAGGCCAAUUCCCAUUUCUUCCCUGCAGUUAAAAAAAAACUGCAGGAAACUUUGGCCCAAGAUGUUAGCAUCUGAACAUCCCCAGAAGGAGAGGGGUUGUUCCCCACCCCCACCAGAGCGCAUCUCCCCUGCUUCUGCCUGCAUCACCUCAGCUCUGGCCCCCACACUGUGAACACUUGUGUCUGUCGGCCCACUGAGCUCCUGACACAAAGCCUGUUUGUCCUCGGUCCCUCCCACCUCCCUUUCAGGACCCCUUACUCCCCACCUGGACCCUGCCUCCCAUCCAUACUAAGGUGCUAAGGUAUUGUUGACAAGAAGAGCUCCCCAAAGCUGUGAGCACCAGGGGUGCUUCAGUUCAAUUUAAUAAAUGUUUGACCUUUCAUCUUCCUGCUCCCUGGUUUAACUGUCUUUGGCCCCCUCUUUCUUCUUUCUCUCUCCUCUUUUCCCCUCUCUUCUUACUUUCCCUAUCUCUGUCUCUCUUCCUUUUCUUUCUUUUUCCUCUUUCUUCUCUCUCCCUCUCUCUUCUCUCUCUCC
Dromiciops gliroides (monito del monte) is the source of this 6376-nucleotide messenger RNA. It is a transcript of the gene NICOL1, whose product is annotated as chromosome 6 C4orf48 homolog. NCBI's taxonomy places the organism in Eukaryota, Metazoa, Chordata, Mammalia, Microbiotheria, Microbiotheriidae. The transcript is spliced from 3 exons. The record is from RefSeq and is a predicted model, not a curated record. Bases 5342 to 5845 code for a protein of 167 amino acids.